GUAUUUUUUCUCAUGUGUCUUUGCAGGUAUCCGUUACAGUAUGGACGUUAGUGUGGAUGAAGUGAAAGCCUUAGCAUCUCUCAUGACAUACAAAUGUGCUGUGGUUGAUGUGCCAUUUGGUGGGGCAAAGGCUGGUGUCAAGAUCAAUCCCAAGAACUACACAGACAAUGAAUUGGAGAAGAUCACAAGAAGGUUUACCAUGGAGCUGGCAAAAAAGGGCUUUAUUGGACCUGGUGUGGAUGUUCCUGCCCCUGAUAUGAGCACGGGGGAGAGGGAGAUGUCCUGGAUUGCUGACACCUAUGCCAGUACCAUAGGACACUAUGAUAUUAAUGCACAUGCAUGUGUAACUGGUAAACCCAUCAGCCAGGGUGGGAUCCAUGGACGUAUAUCUGCAACUGGCCGAGGGGUCUUCCAUGGAAUUGAAAAUUUCAUCAAUGAAGCCUCAUAUAUGAGCUUAUUAGGAAUGACUCCAGGAUUUGGAGAUAAAACAUUUGCUGUUCAGGGAUUUGGUAACGUGGGCUUGCAUUCUAUGAGAUACUUGCAUCGUUAUGGUGCAAAAUGCGUUGCUGUCGGAGAGUUCAAUGGCUCCAUCUGGAAUCCUGAUGGGAUUGACCCAAAGGAACUAGAAGAUUUCAAAUUGCAACACGGGACAAUCAUGGGCUUCCCUAAAGCAGAGCCCCUUCAGGGCAGCAUUCUGGAAACAGACUGUGACAUUCUCAUCCCUGCUGCCAGCGAGAAGCAGUUGACCAAGGCCAAUGCACACAAGGUUAAAGCAAAAAUUAUUGCUGAAGGUGCCAAUGGGCCUACAACUCCUGAAGCUGACAAAAUCUUCUUGGAGCGGAAUAUCAUGGUUAUCCCUGAUCUUUACCUGAAUGCUGGUGGUGUAACAGUAUCCUACUUUGAAUGGCUGAAAAACUUGAACCACGUCAGUUAUGGCCGCCUGACUUUCAAAUAUGAGAGAGAUUCCAACUACCACUUGCUCAUGUCUGUUCAGGAAAGUUUGGAAAGAAAAUUUGGGAAACAUGGGGGAACUAUUCCAGUUGUUCCUACAGCAGAAUUUCAAGAUAGGAUAUCGGGUGCAUCUGAGAAAGACAUUGUGCACUCUGGGCUGGCUUACACGAUGGAACGCUCUGCCCGGCAAAUCAUGCGCACUGCCAUGACAUACAACCUGGGUCUGGACCUGAGAACAGCUGCCUAUGUCAAUGCAAUUGAGAAAGUCUUCAAAGUGUACAAUGAGGCUGGUUUGACCUUUACAUAAAGAGGCCAUGACCUCUCCUUGUUGUAUCCCACCCCUCGCUGUUAAUGUACCCUCUUCUUGAGAAAGCUUAUCACAAGUUUACAUGUAACCACAAAAUUUUCUUUUCUUCUGACAUUAUAGUGGAUUCUAUUCUCAAUUAGUUUCAGUUCCAAACUAGUCUUUUUUACAAUAAAAAUCCAUGGAUUAGGAAAUUGUAUACAAGUAUGUAUCUGAAGAUAACAGUUCAUCUGCACUUGUGGGGGCCAUUCUGGGUGUUUCGCCUACAAAACAAAAUGGUACAUUUUAUGUAUGGAAGAGUGGUCUUGCCACCUGAGCCACUUCUCAGACUUCAGAUCAGAUACUGUACUAUAUGAGCACUUAGCUCAUUAUUACUUCAUGCACUUUUGUUUAAUGACAUAAUUUUAGCUUCAGCACUUUCAGUAAGGCCUUGUAUGAUCAAUGCUGUGGCAUUGUCAAAGGAAGAAUGGGCCUCCAGCAGGGAUUAACUUUGAUAGGAGUCUAGUUUUUAUUUGUAGUAAAGCUUCAGGCCUGAUUCUCUUAAGGCAAUAUUUUUUUCUUUAACUGUGCUACUGUUACAGGACUGCCUUUCCUUACUUGUUCGAGCUAGUUUGACUGUCAUCAAACAUUUGUAGCGCUGACAGACUAAUAUUUUUAUAAGCUGAAACUAUUGAGCAACUCUAGUUAAGUUUUUAAUCAAGUAUCUACAUAACUACUCUGACUAUGGGUUGUUUCCUUUUUUUUUAAGAAAGGGAUAUUCUGAAUUUGUUAAGCAAUCAUACUUAGGUUUUUUGGAAUUCUUUUUCAGUCUUUUCAUUUCAGAGGCUUUCUGAAAAUUAGAUACUGCCUCAGUGAACAACUGAACCCAGAAAUCAUUGGCCAAACCACAGAGGAGUUAGAAUGCUGCUAUAAAUUUAAUUCACUGUCUUAACACACACAGCCUUUUUUUUUUUUUUUGUCAUCAGGAGGUCUUGAAAGUUUUGAACAUAAAGUACAACAAAAUGGACCUCAACAAAAUAUUGGAUCAAGCACAGUUUUUGAAGUUUAAGGCUUUUGUCCCUUGGAGUCCCCUUGAAGUGCCAGAUGUUAUUUAUGUAAUGAAUAUGAAUGUUUUUUUUAAAAAGACAAUUAGACCCUCCCAGAAACUCAUGCUUUUUUCCUAACUACUUUGUAACUGCAUGACAUAACCUGGAGAGAGAGAGCAGUUAUUAAAAAAAAGUUGACCUUUCCAAACCAA
Messenger RNA from Zonotrichia albicollis (white-throated sparrow), 2492 nucleotides. The record is from RefSeq and is a predicted model, not a curated record. Lineage: Eukaryota; Metazoa; Chordata; Aves; Passeriformes; Passerellidae.